Spirodela intermedia is the source of this 1766-nucleotide messenger RNA. The record is from the annotation of a GenBank genome assembly. Lineage: Eukaryota; Viridiplantae; Streptophyta; Magnoliopsida; Alismatales; Araceae.
AUGGAGCUGCGCGAGCGGUGGAAGGACGCGUUAAAGAUCCAGAGGUUCCGGCGGAUGGUCGGCUACGCCGGCUUCUACUCCUUUGUCGCCUUCCUCACCUAUGUCUACACCAAUAACACGUCCGUCCUCGCCCCUCCCCCUCCCUCUCCUCCGCUUCGCUUCGUCUCCUCUCAUCUGUCGAGCUCAUGGCGCAGGACUAGGGCCGGCUAUUCCAGGGCGGACCAGUUCUACGCCGCUUACCCCGCCGGCACCGAGCUUCUGACCGACACCGCCAAGGUCCGCCUGCUCUUCCUCUUUCUCUCCCUAGUUUGAGAAGAAACCCCCCGCACGCCACCUGCUCGUCAAUACGUCUCCAAAAGAGAGGGGCUAGUCUUCUCCACACAUCUGAUCUCUCUCUUUCUCCCCGCGCGCCUUGGCCUUCGACCCGUUGCCCGUCUGUGUGGCCUUCACUUUCUUCAUAAAUGGGCCGUCGAGAUAUCAUCUAUUUUCGACGUGAAUAUGCUUCAUUGGGGUCCGAUUUCUUAUCUUUCUUCUUCAGCCAGCACAUACUUAUUUUAUGUCUUGGAGCAGCUGUACAAGGCGGCGUUGGGUAAUUGCUUCGAAGAGGAUGAAUGGGGGCCAAUUGAAUUCUGCAUAAUGGCAAAGCACUUUGAACGCCAGGGCAAGCCGCCUUAUGCAUAUCAUGCUGUGAGUUCCAUGCUCACCUGGUCCAACCUUGUUCUUCCCUUUGACUUGUCUAAUCUACAUACCACAUCUGGCCCUAACCAAAAUGAGCAUGCAUGCGCUUGUAUGGUGAGCUUUGACUUUAGACCCCCAUGGAACACUGGGAUUUGACACUUCAUCUCAAAUCUCAGAGGUUAGGCCGACCAAGUUCUAUGAGUUGCACGGUAGACGUUGACAAUGGACACUGAAAAGUGGUUAGUAUGUUGCAAAAUUCAGAAAUCAGGCUCAUCAAAUUCAUUUUCCUAUUGUUUUAAUGCGAGGAAAUGGGACACAAUACAUGUUGACUUUUUAGAUCCUUUGGUCUUGAGGGUCAAUACACUGUGUUAUCUACUUAAUAGGAGUUAAAAAUAUAAGUCAUAACGAAUGUGUUUGAUAUAUCAAAACAAUCAUGAUUUUUUUUUUCCUCCGGGUGGAGCAAGCAAUAUGUUUCAUUUCAGCCUCAACUUAAGAGCAUGCAAUACUGGAAUACAAGUGAUUUUAGUGAAGACAAGUGCAACAGGAAACCGUUCGAACACAAGCCCUAUGUCUCAUUGGGGGUGCUGAAAUGAUUUUAGUAUUCACUCCCACAGAAGAAGAGAAAGGAGGCUACCAUGAGGCAAGAUUAACCCUAGAGGAACACGGGGAACUUACUGUGAUUAUUAGCAGUUUUUGAGUUAAUUAUAACAGACAGGGAAAUCGAGAAAAAAAAAGGGGUGCUCUAUGGAUGGCAGAUGCAGACGGCAGGUGAUGGGUAAGUAGAGUAGGAAUCUAAUAGUAGAGGAGAGGAGCCCAUUGAUCAAGCCAAAGCUAACUUCAGCUAUGUGGUUAUUAGUGACUUGUAGAAUUGAUUGGAAUCCGAAACUCCAAACUUACUGGGCAUUUUGGGUCUGUUUCGACAUCGGUAGAGUGCUUCUGUGGUUCAUUUUUCUUACUUUUCACCAGCUAUAUAGUGCAUUAAAUUUGCCACGGAUCUUGGGUUUGGAGUGCUUCAUCAUGUUUUCAUUCUCCUGCAGCAAUACAUGGCGCACCUUCUUUCACAUGGGCAGCUUGACGGCAGUGGUUGA